Molecule: messenger RNA, 2289 nt
Organism: Candidula unifasciata
Lineage: Eukaryota; Metazoa; Mollusca; Gastropoda; Stylommatophora; Geomitridae
Source: the annotation of a GenBank genome assembly
AUAUUUGAAGGCAGGGUCCAAACUGAUCGUGAAACCUUAGGGACACAAACGAUAGAUGAUGUGAGGAAUAUCAAACUGACAAUCACUGAGUUUGCAGAUGCCAUGGGCAUGCAGCCUUCUUCGCUGUUUGUCAAGAACAUGUUUAUGCUGGCUAACAAGAACAUAGAUGAAUUUCUUUCUUUCCAAGAAUUUCUUGACCUCUUUGGUAUUUUUCUCAAAGGCACAGCAGAAGAAAAGGGGCGUCUGCUUUUCAGUAUUUAUGACAUUCAUAAAACUGGAUAUCUGACAAAGGAUGAGUUUCACAGAAUGAUUAAGUCCAUGCUGGAAUUAGCAGAAAGUCCUGACCUCAAAGACAGUGCAGUGGAUGAUCUAGUGUCCUCUAUGUUUCGUCACGCCGGUUUGGAUGAAAGAAGUCGCAUGUCAUAUGAGCAUUUCAGCAAGAUUUUCUGUGCCGAUGAAUAUGCAAGUACUCUUCAGAAAACAACAAUAUCUAGUGAAGCAUCCAAACAUGUUCCAAAAGAUGCUAUGGAGAAAAAUAGAGCACUUAAAAGCAAGAGACACAGUUUCAUGAAAAGUUAUAGAUCAAGAAAACCACUGGCAAGCAACGGUACAAAUGGCACACUGGCAACAAGAACAACAAAAGCAACGGAAGUACCAAUAAGACCAUUUAGUUUAAAGGUAUCAGCACGUACAAUGGAUUAUCCUGGAACCAAGCUGGGCCAGCACCUACACAGCAUCAGUCGUUUUAUUGACAGAUACCGGCUACAGAUUUUCUGGGGUGUUCUCUAUACUCUGGUGACCAUUGGGAUUUUUGUUGAAAGAGCAUACUUUUUUGCAAGAGGUCGUGAGCAUGCUGGUUUACGUCGUUUGUCUGGAGCUUGGGUUACAGCUAUGAUCAGGGGGUCAGCCAGUGUCAUUAUGUUUACAUACUCCAGCCUCCUGGUCACUAUGUGUCGCAAUACCAUUACAGCCCUCAGAGAGACGUUUUUGCACAGAUUUAUACCAUUUGACUCUGCUGUGUCCUUUCACAAAUAUAUUGCAGUGCUGGCAAUGAUUGGCACAAUUGUCCAUGUCAUCACUCAUGGAAUUAACCUGUACUGCAUGUGCACUCAAACUACAUCAAGCAUCAACUGUUUCUUCAGGGAGUAUUAUACAUCGUCAGAUUCUUUUGCAACUUUUCAUUACUGGGCCUUCCAGACUAUAACAGGCCUUGCUGGAGUCCUUGUCACUGCGUUGAUCUUUGUAAUGUAUGUUUUUGCCACACAGUUUGCUCGCAGACAUGUUUUUAAGGUAAGGAUUUCAUUUCUGUACUGGCUGGUGUACCUACUGACAUUUUUGCAUGGAGUUGGACGACUGGUUCAAGCGCCUCUGUUCUCCUGGUUCCUCAUUGGACCUUUACUGUUGUUUAUCGUUGACCGCUUACAGAGUAUUAGUAGAAACAAGGUGGAGAUAGCUGUCAUUUCUGGAACACCACUGCCUUCAGGAGUGUUAAGACUUGUUUUCCGAAGACCCAACACAUUUUCCUAUCGGUCUGGACAGUGGGUCCGCAUAGCAUGUCCUGAAAUGAGUGAGAGUGAGUACCAUCCAUUCACCUUGACCUCAGCACCCCAUGAACCAAAUUUGAGUCUGCACAUCAGAGCCGUCGGUCCGUGGACUACUAAUCUGCGGAAGAUAUACAGUCGUAAACAAAAUGCUGAGGACGAGAACAUCAAACUUCCAAAUCUCUACUUGGACGGCCCAUUUGGUGAGGGACAUCAGGACUGGUACAACUGUGAUGUAGCAGUUUUAGUGGGUGGCGGUAUUGGGGUGACACCAUUUGCCUCCAUCCUCAAGGAUAUUGCAUUCAGGUCAAAAUCAGGAAUGGAACUAACAUGCAAAAAGGUGUAUUUCAUUUGGGUGACCAGAACCCAGAAGAGCUUCGAAUGGCUGGUAGACAUCAUCAGACAGGUGGAGAAGGCUGAUGUCAGGGAAAUUGUAGAUACACACAUUUUUGUGACACAGUUCCAGCAAAACUAUGACCUCAGAACCACUAUGCUGUACAUUUGUGAGCGCCAUUUCCAGAAGGUGGAGGGGCAAAGCUUGUUCACAGGUCUGAAAGCUGUCACUCACUUUGGUAGACCACAGUUUGAAGAUUUCUUUUGGGCCAUUACUCAGGAGCAUAAAGAAGUUUCUCAGGUAGGAGUAUUCAGCUGCGGACCUGGAUCUAUGACCUCAAAUGUUCAGAAAGCUUGCUCCUUCAUGAACAGUUUGGUUGGACCAACUUUCACACAUCACUUUGAGAAUUUCUGA